Molecule: messenger RNA, 1506 nt
Organism: Chironomus riparius
Lineage: Eukaryota; Metazoa; Arthropoda; Insecta; Diptera; Chironomidae
Source: the annotation of a GenBank genome assembly
CAAAUACUCAAGAAAAUUUAAAUUGUUUUAAAAUUAUCAAUAUUUUGUGGAUAUAAUAAAUUAAACUUAUUGGAACGGCAAAGAAAUGGAGAUCACGAAGAUAUUGCAAGUUGCUGUUUUAUUGUUCAUGCUCAUUGAUGAAUUUUCAAUUGCAUCAUCAUCAUCAUGCGGAGAUUAUGGACAAGAGCCAUGCAUUUAUUUGCCAGCAAAGCCUGGACAUACACCACCUUGUGCAAGCAAAGGAUCAACAUUCUGUGAACAAAUCGAAGGAUAUCCAGAGAACUUGAUAAAGAAGUUGCUGAAGCAAUAUGCAGCGAAAGACAUACUGGCUGAUGAGACGAAGAUUGACUUUAAUGCAAAGAAGGAGUCGUUCUCGAAGAAGUAUAACAUUCCCGCUUAUGGACAUGAUGCUGGACACGCCUCUGGUGGACCGUUCGAUAAUUAUGCAAAUUUUUAUGAUUCACCUGUUAACAAUCAUCAUGAUUAUAAUAAUUACAAAAAUCAUCAUGGAUAUCGUGGUGGAUAUAAGGACGGAAAUGGGUACCAUUAUCCACGACCUGCUCAUUCAUCCUCAACAUUCUUUCAAAUUAAACCAUCAAUAUCAUAUAGCUUUAGCCAACCUCAAUACUAUCAAAGACCAUCACGACAAAAACGGUCGGUUUUAAAUGAAACAGCUUCAGAAGUCAAACAACUGUCAUUUAAUCGAUUCCUCAAUGUAGUUCAGUCAGGAAGAAGAAGCAAGCGACAAACAAGUUCUAAUCGGGAACAACUCUGUGAAGUCAAAUUAAAUUACAUCAAUCCACAGGCAGCAGUUAAUGUAAGAACUGGAAAUUGGAUGUACAUUGUGAAUAAUGUGGAAGCAGGAACUCAAUUAGUACGGACUGAAACUUGUUUAUCUGAAAAAUGCUCAAACUUGUGCCAAUUACCAAAUGGAUAUAACUCAAAAUGUGAACAAAAGUACGUUCAGAAACGUCUAGUGACUCUAGAUCCGCAAGGUGAAAAAUUGUUCACAGAUACUUUUUGGUUUCCCAGCUGCUGUGUCUGUACAUUAUCGAAUUUCACAGAGUAGAAAUUAUUAGGAUUUUUAAAUUUAAUAGCAAUUGAAUCUCAUCACAUGCUCUCUUAUUCCAUACAUUUCAUUAGGAUUUAAAUUAUUAAUGCAUUUAUUCAUAAGUUUGCACGUUUUUUCUUUAUUAUUUUGUUAAUUAAACUUGUUGCUAUAAACUUAGAACAAUAAUUUAGAAUAAAUUUGCGUGAUACUUUGUACUUAAAAUAUAGAACCUUAUGCAACAAUUAGUCUUAAGAUGUUAUGAUACGUUCAUUCUUUAUAGAUCAAUAAAAUGCUAGAUUAAUUAUUCUCAAAAGAUUCUUAAGAUUUACUUACCUUUUUGAACAACAAGCUUUGCUACAAGCUGAAAGUAAGUAUAGUUCCAGAUCCCUAAAAAGGUUCUAGAAGUCUAAAAUAAUAAGGAAAUCCAAAUAUUUUAAAACUAAUUUGUGAUUAAG